UGUGUGUGACGGAUAAAUAUCUCUCUCCCUUGACUGGACAUUUAAAUGGCUCAGCUCGUCCUCAGGCCUUCAGUCAUCAGUCAGUGCAGCGGCAGCAUCACCAGCAGCUCCAGUGGAUAAAAAAAAGAACAGUAAAGUCCUCUGAAGAGUCGGGAUGCAUCCCGUUUCUACUCCAACAUCGACACCUUUCUCUGUGAAGGAUAUUUUGAAGCUGGAGCACCACAGGAGCUUUGACAAUGUUUUCCUGAAGGAUCUCCAUGCUGCGUCCAUGUGCAGGGAGGUGGACGAGUCCUACAGAGCUGCGGAGUCGUGCAGCGUCAGCACCGGGUCGGAGGUGGAGAAGAAGCUCCAGAGUCACAGCUCCUCAGCUGAGGAUGAAGUGAAUGAACUGGGUGAGGACAGAUCCUAUAACAUUUCUCCAGACUGCACCAAAAGCGCGGAGCGGCGCAGACGCAGGAAGCCGCGCGUCCUCUUCUCACAGCAGCAGGUGUCGGAGCUGGAGAGACGCUUCCUGCAGCAGAGAUAUCUGUCCGCCCCGGAGAGGGAGCAGCUGGCCCACAUCCUCAAACUGUCCUCCACACAGGUCAAGAUCUGGUUCCAGAACAGGAGGUACAAGUGCAAGCGGCAGCGGCAGGACCAGACCCUGGAGAUGGCCGUUUACCCUGCGGCUCAGCCCAGGAGGGUUCCGGUGCCGGUGCUAGUUCGGGACGGGAAACUAUGCUCUUCAGGGUCACGUUCAGCUCCGGGUGACGUCACACUGGGACAUUAUAACACAGUGUUGGGCUGUGGAUAUCCCGGAUACCACGGUGCUAACACAAUGACACACAUGUCUAAUAACCAGAUGAUGGAUUUAUCAGUCAGUAGCAGCAGCAGCAGUAGUAGCGGCAGUGAUGGAGUUUUCCACGGACACUUCCACUCAUCACUACAGGGCGUCAGAGGCUGGUGA
This is a messenger RNA of Cynoglossus semilaevis (tongue sole), 946 nucleotides long. It is a transcript of the gene nkx2.7, whose product is annotated as NK2 transcription factor related 7. Gene Ontology annotation, cellular component: nucleus. Gene Ontology annotation, biological process: cell differentiation; regulation of transcription by RNA polymerase II. The transcript has 2 exons. The coding region runs from base 155 to 946 and encodes 263 amino acids. NCBI's taxonomy places the organism in Eukaryota, Metazoa, Chordata, Actinopteri, Pleuronectiformes, Cynoglossidae. Gene Ontology annotation, molecular function: DNA-binding transcription factor activity, RNA polymerase II-specific; RNA polymerase II cis-regulatory region sequence-specific DNA binding. The record is from RefSeq and is a predicted model, not a curated record.